This is a messenger RNA of Cavia porcellus (domestic guinea pig), 5169 nucleotides long. It is a transcript of the gene Phactr4, whose product is annotated as phosphatase and actin regulator 4. Gene Ontology annotation, biological process: neural crest cell migration; actin cytoskeleton organization. The record is from RefSeq and is a predicted model, not a curated record. Lineage: Eukaryota; Metazoa; Chordata; Mammalia; Rodentia; Caviidae. Gene Ontology annotation, molecular function: actin binding. The transcript is spliced from 15 exons. Bases 823 to 2973 code for a protein of 716 amino acids.
AGUUUAGCAAAUUAAUAACCUGUCUUAAAAUUACAGCGUGUGCACACACUCGCUCAGAAGACUGUGUAUGUGUCUUCGUAUGAAGGCCCUAGUUUAAUCUCUCGUACACAGAUUCUGGUGUAUUUGGUUUUUUUGUUUGUUUGUUUGUUUGUUUUUGUAGUAGUGAGCUACAUUCCAGACACUUUUUAAAUUAAAUUUUCGAUCAUACUCAGUUGUCCAGGCUAGCUCAAACUUAGAUCCUUCUGCUUCAGUUUCCCAGAAUGCAAGGACUACAGGUGUUUACCAUCACUCCCACUUGGUGUGUUCUUCCAAACUGCCUUUCUACUGGCUUUGACCCUGGAGAGUGCCAGCCAAACUCAAAAUCAGGAAAAGAGGGUGUGGGUUUUUGGGCUGUGCUGCUCAGCAGCUAGAAUGUAGUUGGCAGUCUCCUCCCCUUCCGCACUUAAGCUUGCAGUGUACACUCUGGAAUGACAGGCAUUCCUGUGUGAAGAGAGCCAGCGUGAAGACAUACUUGUAAGAACCACAAGUGCGCAGGCUGGGAUACAGGAAAACAAAAACUCCAGCAAAUUAACUGACCUCCUGCCGUUUCCUGACACUUGGGAGUUACAGUGACAGAGGAUUUCAGGUCUCCUCCUUUUGUGGAUUUAUCUUUUAACAGAAGUUUGUUUUGUUCCGGGACAGUUUGUUGUCGUGAGAUACAUUAGACAGUAUAAUCAUGGGGCAAGCUGAUGUCUCCAGACCGGUAAAUCCAGAUACACUUGACUUCUCCAGAGAGCCCUUGGGACAGUAGAAGAAGCAGGCCACCCCGCUUCAGACCCAGGCAUGGUCAUGGACAGCGUGGAAGCAGGCGACACAACACCUCCCACCAAGAGAAAGAGCAAGUUCUCAGGCUUUGGCAAAAUCUUUAAACCCUGGAAAUGGAGGAAAAAAAAAAGUAGUGAUAAAUUUAAAGAGACAUCAGAAGUUUUAGAGCGAAAAAUAUCUAUGCGAAAACCAAGAGAAGAGCUGGUUAAAAGAGGAGUUUUGUUAGAAGAUCCUGAGCAGGUCCAAACUCUACUCCUGAUUGAGUCCACCUACAGAAUGACACUGCAUGGCCUCCUGGCAAGAAGUGGUGGUGAGGACCCAGGAAAGUUAAGUCAUGCUGUAUUAAAGAAUGGCCAUACUACCCCCAUAGGGAAUGCCAGAUCUUCUAGUCCAGUCAUAGUAGAGGAAGAGCCAGAAAGAAUAGCGAGUGUUAGGAAUUCUAUUCCAGAAGAAGACUCAAAGCAGCAAGUAGAUCAUGUCUUUUAUUACCCAGAUUCAACUGGAAGCCAGCCUAAUUCUGAAGCAGAGUCUCUUCCUGAGAAUGUACCCAAACAGCCUCUGUUACCCCCAAAAAGACCUUUGUCCUCUUCUCAUGAAGCAACUGAAGGGCAAACAAAGGAUGUCACAUCUUCUGACAGCACAACUAGGUCUAUGUCCUCCACUUCUGCGUCCUCUACCACCAUAGCACCUGCUGCCACCACUGGUGCCACAAACCAAACAAAGACUGUUAACUCCUUCAUCACUCCUUCCCCAGCACCCAGGACUCUACCUGCUGCUCCUGCUGGCACUAACACUACUGCUACCCCAAACCUUACUUAUAAUGUCCCUGCCAAGCAGCCCCCUGUCCCUCCCCCUAAGCCAGCUCACAGAAAUAGCAACCCUGUUAUUGUUGAACUGUCCCAAGCAAUAAACAAUAGUACAUUAUCAAAACCAUCCCCACCCUUACCACCGAAGAGAGGCAUUCCAACAACCUUGGUACCCACCUCAGAAUCUACUGCCACCUUCACCACAAAAACAAGUGAUCAAAGAGAGAAGGGCACAUGCCCUGGGGGCUCCGAACUACUGCCAACGAUCCCACCUCCUUCCCCAUCCCCACCACUGCCUACUCACAAACCUCCAGAACCUCCACGGUCCCCUCCAUUUCCUGCUAAGACUUUGCAAGCUGUGCCACAAGUUGAGUGUCUGCGUUCCUUAGAUCUGCCCCAGGAGGUUCACCAACAGGAAGAUGAGAAAAAAGAAGUCCCCAAGAGGAUUCUGGACCAGAGCUUUGGGGAGCCCCACAUAUCCUCUAGGCUACCCCCGCUGCCUCUACAUGUUCGAAUUCAGCAGGCCCUAACCAGCCCGCUUCCCGUGACUCCUUCCUUGGAGGGCUCUCACAGAGCUCAUUCAUUGCUCUUUGAGAACAGUGACAACUUCUAUGAGGACAGCAGUACCCUGGGUCGAACCAGGUCACUUCCCAUCACUAUUGAAAUGCUGAAAGUUCCAGAUGAUGAAGAAGAGGAACAAACCUGCCCAGUGACAUUUGUUGAAGAUGUGACAUCUACCUCAGUCGUUCCUCAACUACCACAGUGUCUGCAUGAGGAACAGGAAGAAAAGGAGAGUGACUCAGAUUCAGAGGGUCCGAUUCAGUACCGAGAUGAAGAGGAUGAAGAUGAAAGCCAACAAAGUGCCCUGGCCAACAAAGUAAAGAGGAAAGACACACUGGCAAUGAAGUUGAGCCACAAGCCCAGUGAUCCAGAGCUGAACUUGAAUUCUUGGCCUUGUAAAAGCAAAGAGGAGUGGAAUGAAAUACGGCACCAGAUUGGGAACACAUUGAUCCGCCGGCUGAGUCAAAGACCCACACCGGAAGAACUGGAACAACGCAACAUACUGCAACCUAAAAAUGAAGCUGAUCGGCAGGCAGAAAAACGAGAGAUUAAACGUCGGCUCACUAGAAAGCUUAGUCAAAGGCCGACUGUGGCCGAACUGCUCGCCAGGAAGAUUCUGAGAUUUAAUGAAUAUGUGGAGGUAACAGAUGCUCAAGAUUAUGAUCGGCGAGCUGACAAACCUUGGACCAAACUGACCCCUGCUGACAAGGCUGCCAUAAGAAAAGAAUUAAAUGAAUUUAAAAGCUCAGAGAUGGAGGUUCAUGAAGAUAGUAAACAUUUCACACGCUACCAUCGUCCAUGAUCCUGAAGUUCAGAGAGGAACUAAAUGACUCCCCCAAAAAACAAGGUUGCUUUGCAGCAUGUCUCCAGAGUGACAUACAGCGGGAACUUCAGCACUUCCCAGCACAGCCAGAACUCUGUCCUCUGGGAUCUGGUUCUGGAGUAAACAGCACUUCAAAUGUAGCCUUUCACUGGAAUGGAUUCUCAUCUGCUGCUCAUGGGGCAGAACCAAACACUGUGUCAGUGCUUUUGAACUUUUCAUCACAGCCUACUUGAGGACUUUCCCCUCACAGCCACCAAAGUUCUGGACCACUUCAGAUUCUAAGUUUUUUGGCUGCACCAUACCCCUUCUCCACAGUGACUGCCUGUGCUGAGGCACAGUUUGCACCAUUAGCCUUAUCUGCUCUCCUGUGACUAUGAGACCCACUUGUGUAGGCACUAAAUCCCUCCCCACCAUCCAGUCCAGUUGGUGGCAGGGAAAACCUUGUGGAGACCCCACUUUUUGGUAAAGGGGUGCUCACUUCCAGAGGAAGCCUUCAUACCAUACUGGCCUGUCACUUGAAAGCAUUGCACUAAACCUUGUGUGACGCAGCAGUAUAGUCCUCUUCUGCACUCAAGUCUGAGAGGACGUGCAGGACCUGACAUUUUCCUCCUUUUUUGGCACUUGUCAUCCUGAUGGUUAUUUUAAAGUGAUCUUGAAGAAGUCCUGAGAAUUUAUGCUUUUCCUGGCUAUUAGUCUAAGCUGCAACUAAAAUACAAGUUCAUCAAAUGAGAAACUGUGUAUGUUUUCUAUACACAAAAACAAGGAAAAUGCCUUAAUAUUAAUGCCAACUUGGUAGAAAACUGACCUAUGGCUUAAGUCAUAUAGGCUGUUUUAUUUUACCAAGUGAUACUAUAAGUCACUUCAGUGCAUGUUCUCUCCCUGGUGAGCAGUCUCUGCGAGCACUUGUGUGCCAUGGGCCUCACACUUCCAGCCAGAAUCCUGGCACAGUCCACAGGGGUGUGAGGAGCGGGGCUGCAUGGGCAUUAGGGGAAGGACAAAGGAGAGGUACAGUCACGACUGCCCUCACGGGUCCUGACUGCCCUCCUGAGGCACCUUCCCUCUCCACCGUGGCACUCUCUCUCCCCCUGACUCCAGUGGCUUCCUCCCCACUCAUGUUUCCACUCUGUACCAGUGUGUCUUGGCAUUGGCUCAGCAACCACCCCACUUUGUAUUUGUAACAUACAUUGAUAUAGUUUUCUAAAACAAGUUUGGUCACUUUCCUUGAAUUUUCAUUGAAAACAAACAGCCUUACUGUUUGCCUCUUAAUUCCUGCCCACAUUAUAAGUAGGAGAAAAAAAUAACUUCUUUUUAACUGACGAAUAUAGCUUUUUCUUCUCCUCCUCCUCUUGUUCACUUUAAUGUAUCGAACACAGUGGCCAUUUCGUAAAUGUCUUCUGAAUUAUUCUGUGGUGUCUGUCAUUUGUGUAUAAUCUUUCAGCAGGUUUCUCUUUUUUUGUGUCCACAUCAGACUUGCUAAAGAAUCAGAAUAUACAGUCAAAAAAAAAAAAAAAAAAAGUGACCUUAAAGGCAAAUUUGUGGUUGGGGGAGGCUGAAUUUCUUAAUUACUGUCAAAUGUUUUAUGGCUAUGGAAACAAUAUUGCACCAUGUGUUUGAAGCUUAACACUUGGGAACCUGGGAAAGAUCAAGAAGGACUCUUAAUCUGUUAGAGGUUUGGAUAUAAAGUGGCCACAUUAACUGCUAAUUUGACGUGUCGUUCUAUCUAGAUGGUUUGGAGACUGACUUAUUUCCACAUUCUCUAUGUCUUGAGAUGACAUUGUCAAAUCCCUUUUUCACUUCAAUGUGUUUCCUUCAAUGUGCCAAGCUUGAAACAGAAUUUGAUAUUCUAAACUGCUUGUCUGCCAUCUCUGUGCCAUCACGGAUUCUGGUUAAUCUUUCAUCUCAUUUGUGUUCUUUUGAAACAAGAUAUUGGGGGAUGAAGUUCAUUCACUUGUUUGUUUUGUUUUUAUGUGUAUAGAAGUGGAUUUUAUGUUCCUUUUCUGUUUAACUUGGAAGCUUACAAAUCAUAAUGUAAAGAAGAAAUAAAAGCCUAGUAUACUUCAGGAUGCUUCCGUGGUGUACAGAAUCUCCUUGUAAAAUUCAUUAAUUGUGUUGUAUAUCAGUCUCUCCAUCAGAAUUAAUUAUUAAAGUAUUUUAGAAGUUCAGAAUACUAAACAA